Molecule: messenger RNA, 1949 nt
Organism: Durio zibethinus
Lineage: Eukaryota; Viridiplantae; Streptophyta; Magnoliopsida; Malvales; Malvaceae
Source: RefSeq, a predicted model, not a curated record
AGCUUUCCUUUCGCUAAGACUUAAGACAAUGGAGUUCACAUAAUAGACGCGUCAAAGAAGCGGAAGGAAGUAUAAUUACAAUAAAUAAAUAAAAUUUGGAAAGAUCUAAUUACUUUAAAAAAAAAAAUGGAAAGAACUUCGUGAGAAAAUUAUUUUAUUUACUAUUUUAUCAUUUAUUUAAUCCAAUUAGAAGAAAAGCGAAUAUAUAUUUUGGGACAGCCGCUUGUUAGAAAUCCCGUAGGAGAGGAGAUAAAACAAAGGAAGAACAGAGGAGGAGAAAGAGAAAGAAAAGGACGAGACACGAACGCAAAACUAAAAAAAAAAGGUAAAAUUCGAUCUACCGUUUUCACGUAUUCCAAUUCCCGUUUCUUUCCAUUUUCUUGCGUUGGAAUUUCAUUUCUCAAGCUCAUUUCGAUUUGCCCAUUUUCAACUAGAAUUUCUUAUGAUUUGGCUUCUCAAUUCUGAGUUUUGUGUCUCCUAUAAUUGAGCUUUGAAGAGAGAAAAUCAAUGGAAUAUGAGAGUAACAAUUGGAUUUGGGAUGGGGUGUAUUACCACCCACAUCUCUUUGGUGGCCUAAUGCUAACGGCCGCCUUGCUCGGUUUGUCCAGCACUUAUUUUGGUGGAAUUGGACUUUUCCCAUUGUCAUAUGUUUGGUCAGAUUUAGGGAUCUUCCACAAGAAGAAGCGUGAGAAGAGGGGCAUUCGGGUUUACAUGGAUGGAUGCUUUGAUCUCAUGCAUUAUGGCCAUGCCAAUGCUUUGAGGCAAGCUAAGGCUUUAGGAGAUGAAUUGGUGGUGGGUGUUGUGAGUGAUGAGGAGAUUAUUGCUAAUAAAGGCCCUCCUGUUCUUCCCAUGGAAGAGAGACUGGCACUUGUCAGUGGAUUAAAGUGGGUGGAUCAAGUAAUAGCAAAUGCCCCCUAUGCAAUUACUGAGCAAUUCAUGAACAGUCUGUUCAAUGAGCAUAAGAUUGACUAUAUAAUACAUGGAGAUGAUCCUUGCCUUCUCCCAGAUGGAACUGAUGCUUAUGCCUUGGCAAAGAAAGCAGGCCGCUACAAGCAGAUUAAGCGUACUGAAGGUGUCUCCAGCACGGAUAUUGUAGGAAGAAUACUUUCUUCUGUAAAGGAUAGUAAAGGCGUUGGAGAUAAUAAUAGCACACUUUUGAAUGGAGAUUCGGGUGAAAGACAUCAGUUACAAAGGGGUCAGAUUUCCCAAUUUCUACCAACAUCUCGGAGGAUUGUGCAAUUUUCCAAUGGCCAGGGACCUGGACAAAAUGCUCGCAUUGUGUACAUUGAUGGGGCAUUCGAUCUCUUUCAUGCAGGGCACGUGGAGAUCCUCAAAAAGGCAAGGCAGCUUGGAGACUUUUUGCUAGUUGGUAUCCAUACUGACCUUAUUGUGAGUGAGCACAGGGGGGUGCCUUACCCAGUUAUGCAUGUACAUGAGCGCAGCCUUAGCGUGUUAGCUUGUCGUUAUGUUGAUGAAGUUAUCAUUGGUGCACCUUGGGAAGUCACAAAGGACAUGAUUACAACUUUCAACAUUUCUUUGGUUGUGCAUGGUACAGUUGCAGAGAGCAAUUAUUUGUUGCCUGGUGAAACUGAUCCAUAUGCGGUUCCUAAGAGCAUGGGAAUUUUUCGGUUGCUUGAAAGCCCUAAAAGUAUAACCACAAGUUCUGUAGCCCAAAGGAUAGUUGCCAAUCAUGAGGCUUACACGAAACGCAAUGCCAAGAAAGCAGAGAAUGAAAAGAAAUACUAUCUAGAGAAGACUUAUGUUGCAGGAGACUAGCACAUAGAGGUUUAGGUUAGAUAGCAAGUGUGGUGCAGCUCUUCAUGCAGCCUUGAUCAUUCAUGUAGAUGCUUGUUGAAGGCAAGAGUAUUGAAAGAUAGGAGGGAAGACAUAACAUUGAAAAACAUCAAUACCAGACGCUUCUAAGCGAACAGUUUUUAUCUUUUAUUAUU